AUGUCUAUCAUCCCGACUACGAACGCCAAUGGCCAACCGCCAGUAUCUGAGGCCGAACAAUUUGGCCAAAUGAUAGAAGAAGUCAUAGAAGAAGUCCGUCGAGUAUAUCCCAACGUCCAUACUACCUUGUCUCUUAAGGAACUUCUCGAUCCCGCGGAGAAAAAGCGAGCAAAGGGAGUUCCCCGACCACAAAACUGCUUUAUGCUAUUUCGAAAGGAUAUUAGGGCUAAAUUUAGCCGAGAAGGACAUGGGUUAUCGGUAGCGGAAUCCUCUCGCGUUGCAGCAGAUAGCUGGCGAGAUCUACCACAAGAAAAGAAAAAUUUUUGGCACGCUUUGUAUGAAGUCGUCAAGAUGCAACACGCUGUUAAAUAUCCGAAUUACAAAUACCAGCCAAUUAGAAACAAACAUCCUAAAAAAGGACGUGCUGGCAAGGCGGAAAGAAGUGGUACCAUAGUAUUUUCGGCUAACGAGAAGAGUUUAAACGGUUAUGAAAGGGAGGUGUAA
Messenger RNA from Paraglomus brasilianum, 504 nucleotides. NCBI's taxonomy places the organism in Eukaryota, Fungi, Glomeromycota, Glomeromycetes, Paraglomerales, Paraglomeraceae. The record is from the annotation of a GenBank genome assembly.